CCGGUUUAAUACGGUAGGGUCCCCAUACGCCUGAUUUAUCAGCAAUAUACAAUAAUAGGGCCUCUGGAUUAUUGGGACCCUAAUAUUUGCUCUCCCACCCCCAGGCUGGCCCAGGGAAGCCAUGAAUUUUGAAUUUGAGAGGGAGAUCGGAUUCAUAAACAGCCAGCCUUCGCUAGCAGAGUGCCUGACGUCCUUCCCUGCUGUCCUGGAGACAUUUCAAACUUCAUCAAUCAAGGAGUCGACAUUAAUUCCUCCUCCUUUUGAGCAAACCAUCCCCAGCCUGAAUCCCGGAUCCGGCAGCCAGCCGAGGUCCAGGAGCCAAAAACGGUCUGAUAAUGGCCUGGUCCAACAGCCUCAGCUCCAGACUUGCCACUUGGCCACCGAAUUCCCUUGGAUGAAAGAGAAAAAAUCGGCUAAGAAGAGCAACCAGGGGUCCCCACCCGUCCCAGCUCCCGAAUCUACAGGAGGUUCUCCAGCAGAGCCACCCGGGCUUCAAGAUACUAGCGGGGGCUCAAGGAGGCUGAGGACUGCUUACACCAACACCCAAUUACUUGAGCUGGAGAAAGAGUUUCACUUUAAUAAAUAUCUGUGCAGACCCAGGAGGGUGGAGAUAGCUGCAUUGUUAGAUCUGACAGAAAGACAAGUCAAAGUUUGGUUCCAGAACCGGAGAAUGAAGCACAAAAGACAAACUCAGCAUAAAGACUCACUGGAUGGAGACCAGAGCUUCUCCAACUUGGAUGACGGUGACCCUACCGAUGAUGGAGACGAGAGUCCACCAUACCAGAUAGGAAUGGACAGCAAUGACUCAUUCAGGGAUACUGACCAGCAUCAAUCUGAGAACCCUAAACUGGCCAGCAUAACCACCAGCCAACAGCACACUUCUAGCCAAGAGUCGACCGCAAGGAGCCCCAAGUACCAAACGCCCACCAGUGAGACUGAGCCCAGAAUAGAGGUGGGUAGCAUGGACAAUGUCCUCUCAGAGACACAGGACAACUCCUUAUUGUCAGACUUCACUUUAUUCUCUUCAGACUCCUGCCUACACAUUACAGAUGGUAUCUCAAGCUUGCACGAAUCCCUCAAUAGUCCUGUCCAUUUUUCAGAAGAAGAUAUUGACUUUCUCACUAGCACACUUUGCAGCAAAGAUCUCCAGCAGCUAGAUUUUUAACGAAAGCUGCUUUUUAUUGCACACAGAUCUAAUCACAGGCACAAAAAUAUGUGUAAAUGUAAUUUAUAUUUAUUUAAGGAAUCCGGUAAAUCAGUCGCUGGUUGUUAUCACAGAGUAUAUGUAUCUUAAUCAUGUGAAAUCACGAUUUGAAAAUUCGAUUCGGAAUUAGAAACCAUUUCUGGUUUAGACAAAUGAAUCAUUUUGUAAUUUAUUUUAGUGAAGCCUCAGGAAUUCAAAUGAAUAUUUAGAUUUCAUAGGAAGGAACUUUUUCGUUCUAGAUUAUUUAAAGUCUUUAUUAGGGAUUUGAUAUUUAUUGUACAUUAUUUUCAUAGACUAAAUAAUCGUCUUUAUAACAAUGUGUGUGUUAAUUUUAUCAUGUUAAUAAAAAAAAAAUCAAAGUUAA
Spea bombifrons (plains spadefoot toad) is the source of this 1568-nucleotide messenger RNA. It is a transcript of the gene HOXB2, whose product is annotated as homeobox B2. Lineage: Eukaryota; Metazoa; Chordata; Amphibia; Anura; Pelobatidae. The coding region runs from base 122 to 1165 and encodes 347 amino acids. Gene Ontology annotation, molecular function: DNA binding; DNA-binding transcription factor activity, RNA polymerase II-specific. The transcript has 2 exons. Gene Ontology annotation, biological process: regulation of DNA-templated transcription. The record is from RefSeq and is a predicted model, not a curated record.